UCAUUCUCCUAGCUAAUUCCUAAAGAGUGAGACAACGUUGUCCGUGCUGCUGCUGUCAUGGGGAAGCAAAAGAAGCACAUCUUGUUGUUUCAUCUUCUUUUCUUACACCUUCUUCUGGCUGGAGUUCAAGUAGUAGAAAGUAAAUCUCAUCAUCACCUCCAUGGUCAGAACCAGGUUCAUGGGUUUUCUAAGCUUUUCGCUUUUGGAGACUCUUAUGCUGAUACUGGAAAUAGCGCGAAAUCCACAUCUGAUUCGUGGCAUGAGCCCUACGGGAUCACCUUUCCCGGUAAACCAUCCGGCCGUUGGUCUGAUGGACGGGUCCUGACUGAUUACGUAGCUUCAUUUAUUGGAAUCAAGUCUCCAAUACCUAGGCAAUGGAUGAAAUAUGGACCAAAACUAGUAAAAUUUGGGAUAAACUUUGCUUACGGAGGGAGUGGUGUUUUUGAGACAUCGACCCCAGUUAACAUGACUGUGCAAAUCAACUCCUUUCAACAACUCAUCCAACAAGGGCUCUACACCAAGAAAGAUCUCUAUUCAUCUGUAGCUCUGGUCUCACUUGCUGGCAACGAUUAUAAUGCUUAUGCUUCCAGAAAUGGCACCGCUGAGGGUCUUCCGGCUUUCAUAUCUUCGGUGGUGAACCAGCUGGCCUUGAAUCUGAAACGCAUCAACGUCAUGGGUGUGAAAACAAUAAUAGUCACGGCUCUCCCACCACUGGAUUGUCUUCCUCUACGCACACUCUCCUCUUCUUUCCAACAAUGCAGUGAAACAGAUAACGCAGGAGUUAUAUUCCACAACCAGUUGCUGCAACAAGCUGUAGACAAACUCAACAACCAGAGCAAGGACUCCACAUUCUUAACUCUUGAUCUCUACCGUUCAUUCAAGACCAUAUUGAAUCAGACGGCCCUACCAGCUGGAAAUAUGAAGUUUGAUGAUCCUUUGAAGCCAUGUUGCAUGGGCGUAAAUUCCUCAUACUCGUGUGGAAGCAAAGAUGAGAAUGGCGUGAGGAUGUAUACAGUCUGCAAGAACCCAAAGACGGCAUUCUUCUGGGACAUGUUUCACCCUACUCAAGAGGGUUGGAAGGCUGUCCGUUUGCUUCUGGACUCCUAUCUGUUCCCACCCAAGCCCUAGACUUCUUCCUGCUACCAAGAUUGGAUUGCCAUUGUUUUCUGUGUUCAUUGCUUUCAUUCUUAAUUCUUCACCUUUAUUACAUCGUUUCAAUUUUGUCCGA
This is a messenger RNA of Nelumbo nucifera (sacred lotus), 1228 nucleotides long. Its product is annotated as GDSL esterase/lipase At5g03610-like. Gene Ontology annotation, molecular function: hydrolase activity, acting on ester bonds. NCBI's taxonomy places the organism in Eukaryota, Viridiplantae, Streptophyta, Magnoliopsida, Proteales, Nelumbonaceae. The record is from RefSeq and is a predicted model, not a curated record.